UUCAAAACCACACACACAAAUCUCCUGCUGCAAUUCCUUCUCCACUUCUUUCCCCUGCCUUUCUUUGUAUCCGCGUUCAACUGUAUCCAAGUAACAAAUAUGUAAAAAAAACAGUACCUAGUCAACUAAACCUAGCUACCAAAAAGAAAACACAUUAUAUUAUAUAUGCCCCUUCCUCACCCUCUCCAUCCUCCAACUUACCCUCUAUGCUCACCAACUCCACAAAUGACUAUGAAGAACUGGUUUUCUGCCCCCAAAUCUCCCUCACAGCCGACCCGGACCACCUUUUGCUCAUCGAUGAUCGACGAAAACAUGGAAUUGGCAGAAUUGAUUAUCAUGAGAUGGAACACUGACUCGUUAUCAGAAGCAACAGCAUCGCCUCUGUUUAACCAUGACCGUGCUGAAUCCAGAGCAUUUUUCAAGGCUGUUGAGGACUUACAGUUCGCGAUGAAGUACUUCAUAUCGGAAAAUCAGAGCUCCAGCAAGCUCAUCCUCGCUCAGAAUCUCAUGCAGAUUGCAAUGAAGAGGCUCCAGAAGGAGUUUUACAUCAUCUUGUCAGCUCACAGAGACUUCCUACAUUCCGAAUCAUCAAUUUUAGGCAACGAGGCUUCGGUUUCUGACAGUCGAUUUGAAGCUGCAACGGUUGAUUUGAAAACAAUUUCAGAUUGUAUGAUCUCGUACGGUUAUGGAAAAGAAUGUGCGAAGAUUUACAAAGUGGUUCGGAAAUCUGUGAUCGACGAGACACUAUAUUACCUUGGAGUUCAGAGUCUAAGUUUUUCUCAAAUUCAAAAAUUUGAUUCGCAGCUGAUUGAGCUCAAAAUCAAAGAAUGGCUUAACGCAAUAAAAGCCGCGACAAAAACUCUGUUUCACGGUGAAAGAAUCCUCUGUGAUCACAUCUUCGCUGCGUCUGACACAAUCAGAGAAUCAUGUUUUGCGGAGAUAACAUCAUCUGGAGCCCUAAUGCUGCUUCAAUUCCCCGAAAAUGUAGCAAAAUGUAAAAAAUCGCCAGAAAAAAUGUUUCGGCUACUUGACCUCUACGACGCUAUUUCAAAUCACAUGGAAGACAUUGUUUCUAUCUUCUCAUUCAAUUCAACUUCAGCAAUCCUUUCUCAAGCAGCCUCAUCGCUCUCCACACUCCGCGAUGCUAUACGUGUUACUCUCUCUGAAUUUGAAUCAGCAAUUCAGAAGCACACCACGCAGAAGAUGCUUCCAGGCGGCGGUGUGCAUCCUCUAACACGCUACGUUAUGAAUUACUUUGUUUUUCUCGCGGAUUAUAGUAACAUUUUACCGGAUAUAAUUGGCGAGGAAAAUUUAUCUAUGGAGUGUUCAAUGCCGGAGUCUUACUUCUCCGCGAACGAGAAUGCAUCCGCAAUUUCAUUGCGUUUUGCGUGGAUUAUACUGGUUUUGUUGUGUAAGCUUGAUAGCAUGUCGCAGCUUUACAAGGACGUGACUCUGUCGUAUCUUUUUUUAGCUAACAACUUAAAUUACGUUGUCUCGAAGGUCGAGGGUUCGAAUCUCAGGACUUUGUUCGGAGACGAAUGGCUGGUGAAACAUCGAGGUAAAGUACAACAAUAUGCAUCGAAUUUUGAGAGGAUGAGUUGGAGUAAAUUGAUCACGGUGUUGCCGGAGAAUCCAGCGGAGGAUAUUUCACCAGACGCGGCUAAGAAAUGUUUUGAAUUUUUUAAUUCGAGUUUUGAAGAAUUGUAUCGGAAGCAAAUUAAGUGGAUUGUGCCCGAUUCGAAAGUUCGGGACGACAUUAGAAUAUCGGUUAUGAAUCAGGUGAUACCGGUGUACAAGGAAUUUUACGAGAAGAAUAGGAAGUCUUUUAGGGGAGAAAUUGGCGCUGCGUCGAUUGUUAAGUAUGCCCCUGAAGAUAUGGAAAAAUAUUUGUCUGAUUUAUUUUCUGGGACUGGAGGAGGGGAUGCGACGUCGUAUAGUCCUUUGGCGGCAUCAGCAGCAAGGCAAGUACGACGUCGUUGAAAUGGACCGGUGUUAUUGGGGCAAUGUGGGACUCUUUCGGCCUGCCUUUUGACUAUAAAGCGAAAACGAAAUGUAGUUUGGUGGAGAUUAGGUUUGAAUGUGAUUAAAAAAGUAUUAGAUUCUUGGUUAUUUGUCCUAUCAGCUCGCGGGAAAAGAUUUCUUGUACUUAGUAAAAUAUUAAUGAAGGCAAAUUUUGUAACCACAUUUCGUCGUAAAUUUAAUUUUUAGCUAGAUGACCUUCAAAAAUAUCUCCAUGGUCACGAUUAUUAUAUUUUAGUAAUAUUUAUUAUGUAAAUCAUAUUUUUUAGAACUUUUUAAUAAUUUUCUAUAAUUUAAUUAGCA
Daucus carota subsp. sativus is the source of this 2322-nucleotide messenger RNA. Its product is annotated as exocyst complex component EXO70H1. Bases 166 to 1980 code for a protein of 604 amino acids. Gene Ontology annotation, biological process: exocytosis. Gene Ontology annotation, molecular function: phosphatidylinositol-4,5-bisphosphate binding. Lineage: Eukaryota; Viridiplantae; Streptophyta; Magnoliopsida; Apiales; Apiaceae. Gene Ontology annotation, cellular component: exocyst. The transcript has a single exon. The record is from RefSeq and is a predicted model, not a curated record.